Molecule: messenger RNA, 1999 nt
Organism: Nomascus leucogenys (northern white-cheeked gibbon)
Lineage: Eukaryota; Metazoa; Chordata; Mammalia; Primates; Hylobatidae
Gene: LRRC14B
Product: leucine-rich repeat-containing protein 14B
Cellular component (GO): cytoplasm
Source: RefSeq, a predicted model, not a curated record
UCCUGUCUCGGGCCAUGGGCACAAUGAGGUCACUCCGUUUCAUUUCUGCAGAAGCCCUGGUGUCCCACCCCCAGGUGGCCCGGCAGAGCCUGGACAGUGUGGCCCACAACCUCUACCCACUCCUGUUCAAAGCCAGCUACCUGCUGGAGCAGGCGGAGGUGACGCGUGCUGUGCUGGGGCGCUGGCCCCUGGAGGAGUUCCGGCUGGGAGCGCUGCUGGGUCCUGGUGCCGACCACCCCCAGGACCUGCGCGACCGAACCUGCAGGGCCUGCCUGGAGGCGCUGGUGCGCGGCCUCGCGGACCACGUGCUGCAGGACCGGAGCCGCCGGCGGCUGCGGGUGGCUGACCUCACGGGCCUCCGAGAUGUGCAGGUGCAGCGGUGCCCAUGCGGGAGGGCGCUGGGCAGGUGGGGCCGCACCCAGCUGCUGGCCAGGACCUGCUGUGAGCUGCAGGCAGAGCCCCUUGCGGCCGGGCGCCCCGUCGAGGUCCUCGCCGACCUCUUCGUCACUGAGGGCAACUUCGAGGCGGUGGUGCAGGCCUUGAGGCCGGGGGGCCCGGCCCCUCUGCGGGUGCACUGCCCCUCGUUCCGGGCGGACAGCCUGAGCCCCAGCCAGCUCCUGCACGUGCUGCGCCUGGCUGGCCCUGGUGCCCUGCGCAAGCUGGAGGUGGUGCACAACGUGCGGCUGCAUGCGGGCCACGUGCUGCAGCUGCUGGCCCAGGUGGGCUUCCCCCGGCUGGCCUCGCUCACCCUGCCCACCAAGGCCUUUGAUGCACCCCCAACCUGCGUCUCCACUCCCGACGGCGAGGACCCCCUCCUCGCCUCCAUCGCCCGGGAGCUCAGCAAGAUGACGCAGCUCACCGAACUCAGUGUGGCCUUCUCCACGCUGACCGGGAAGAUCCCGACGCUGCUUGGCCCCCUACAGACCCCGCUGCGAGUGCUGGACCUGGCCAACUGUGCCCUGAACCACACGGACAUGGCCUUCUUGGCAGACUGUGCCCACGCUGCCCACCUGGAGGUCCUGGACCUCAGUGGACACAACCUGGUCAGCCUGUACCCCUCGACCUUCUUCAGGCUGCUUGGCCAGGCUUCCCGGACGCUGAGGAUCCUGACACUGGAGGAGUGUGGCAUCGUAGACAGCCAUGUUGGCGUGCUGAUCCUGGGCCUGAGCCCCUGCCACCGGCUGCGCCAGCUCAAGUUCGUCGGGAACCCGCUGUCGGCCCGCGCCCUCCGGCGCCUCUUCGCCGCACUCUCUGAGCUCCCCGAGCUGCGCUGCAUCGAGUUCCCGGUGCCCAAGGACUGCUACCCCGAGGGUGCCGCCUACCCCCAGGACGAGCUGGCCAUGUCCAAGUUCGACCAGCAGAAAUACGACGAGAUCGCCGAGGAGCUGCGUGCCGUGCUGCUGCGGGCCGACCGAGAGGACAUCCAGGUCUCCACACCCCUCUUUGGAAGUUUCGACCCAGACAUUCAAGAAACAAGCAAUGAGCUUGGCGCUUUCUUGCUGCAAGCUUUCAAAACUGCUCUAGAAAACUUCUCCAGAGCACUCAAACAAACAGAGUAGCUCCUCCACUCGCACCAGCGACAGGUCUUGCAUUUCAGCCUGCAGCUGCCCCGGGCUUCGGUCCCGGAUCUGAGGCUUGGGCCCGGCAUUCAUCCCCACCACCACCACCACCAAUAGCAGUUCUUAGUGAAAAUUGUAGGCGAGCCUGUUAAGCGCUGUAGAAGAGGGAGCCUUCCAGGAGAGGUGCCAUGCGGUGCCCUUUAGCGGCAGCACGGCAAGGUCCUGGAGGCGGGGGAAGCCACCAAGAGACAGUGACUGAGGGUCAGCGGGGGGGACGCCACAUGGCAAAGGGCAGAGAAGCCCGGGAGGUGUGAGGAGUGGCCGACCUGGCCUCGACGCAUCCGGGCACUGGGUGCAAGAGGAAGCUUCAGGGGACAGAUGUGACUGGGCUCCACAGCUGGGGGUGGGGAGAAAGAACGCAUCACAGAAACUGCACAAAA